Molecule: messenger RNA, 2432 nt
Organism: Marasmius oreades (fairy-ring Marasmius)
Lineage: Eukaryota; Fungi; Basidiomycota; Agaricomycetes; Agaricales; Marasmiaceae
Exons: 5
Coding region: 60-1628 (522 amino acids)
Cellular component (GO): plasma membrane
Molecular function (GO): phosphoprotein phosphatase activity
Source: RefSeq, a predicted model, not a curated record
UCUUGCCACACUGUGCGCUAGCUUUGUCGUGGUGGUCGUCGACAUUGUCGCUGAGCUCUAUGGCCUCGUCGCCCCCGUCGCCCUCGCUCAGGCAACGUCUCUUAUCCAUCUCGUCUAGGAAAAAUAACAAUACUCCCCAGCUCUCCUCUCAUCUUCAAGAGACAACGGAGGCGACAACUAGUACCACCACGACCUUGACGCCCGCAAAUCCAAAUCAAUCCACCGCAACUACAUCAGCUAUACCAGAAGAUGAUGACAGCAAUAACUACAGCCGGGAGCAGGGUUCUCUCAAUGAUCAUUCCACCCUCACUAAUUCUCGAAGCAAACAUUCCGGUAAUCCGUUCUACAGACGACGGAAUAAAUCUUCAGAACAAUCAUUAACCUCCGAGUCUAAAUUACCUCAUAAAGUCUCCAAGUCGUCACCUUCGUCCACUCCAUCCCACAGACGAUCAAAAUCAAAGUCCUAUAAGCAUCGACCGUCUCUUCUUACCAGAGUCGUUUAUAAGGUCGUCCCUUGUGUUGGCUUGCAACCCGUAACGCCUGUAGAGUCUACAAGUAAUGUAGCCCCUUCUGGUCAGCGUGCAGAAUCUACAAUCGAGGUCAAGCAGCCCGCGCCUACCACGAGCGGCAACACGAAUUCGACUUCCCAAUCAGUCGGUGACCGAGAUAUACGAAACUCCACUGCCACCGAAGCUCAGAUGCAGGAGAUAGCUAUGGUACCUAUACAUCCUUCAUCGACAACUACCCCCAUUCCACUGGAGAAUCCAGAUGCAGAAGUCGUCGUUCCACCCCCGCCGACCCCUCGCCUCUUACCAGAGGACGAAACGGAUGGAUUCACGAGUGGCGCCGUUCAACCACCUGGCUCAUCAGCAGUUCACCGCUCAACGCCUGGGAAUCUGCCGUCGCCUAUUCCAAUCACCACUGACCUGUCAAGGACGACGACUCGUACUACCGAAGAAUCGGAUGAAACACAUCUUACAGAGUCUGUUUCGGCGUUGGAAGAUGAGGAAGAAGAGAGGCUGAUACGGAGUGGAGGCGUUGGUAUUCCCUUGGGACCGGACGGCACUCCCAUGCCACUUCUACCUCCGAUUGCACCUGAACACGUCGGAAGAAAAUGUCUUGUUCUAGAUUUAGACGAGACACUCGUUCACUCUUCUUUCAAGCCUAUUCCGAACCCGGACUUUAUCGUGCCUGUUGAGAUUGAAUACCAUUGGCAUCACUUCCAUGUUCUCAAGAGGCCUGGUGUGGAUUUAUUUCUGAAGGAGAUGGGAAGGAUAUACGAGGUUGUCGUCUUCACGGCCAGUCUAAGUAAAUAUGCGGACCCAGUCCUAGACCAACUUGAUACAUCGAAGGUCGUUGCGCAUAGGCUGUUUAGGGAGAGCUGUUACUCACAUAAAGGGAAUUAUGUGAAGGACCUCUCGCAACUGGGUCGCCCGCUCUCGUCCACCAUCAUUCUAGAUAACUCUCCUGCAUCAUACAUUUUCCACCAAAAUAACGCGGUCCCUGUCUCCUCGUGGUUUAAUGACCCUCAUGAUGCUGAGUUACCAGACUUGGUACCCUUCUUGGUGGAUUUGGCACCCGAAAGCGUAGGCGAUGUACGAGGCAUAUUGAACCUGGGACGGGAAUGAACGAGUAUCGCGGGAGUUCUCCUUUACCUGAAGCGUGGUCAUAUACUGCUCGCCAUACUCCCGUCGGUCCUACCUAACCGCCGGUAUCUAUACGCCACGCGCGAUCACCAUCCCUAAGCUUAACGUCCAGUAUUUUUUGUCACCUUGCUUUGGUUGCAUUGAAUUGCAUUUACCACGAAUGGAUCUACCACCCUGCUUUCCCUAUAUCUAGUUAUCUUUUCGCCAUCAAUUAUCGCAUUCGUUUGCUCGUCUCUCUUUUACUUUUGGUCGGCUGUUCUACCUUCAUCGUCGUCCUCCCGCAUCAACAAAAAUCAUCGGUCCGGUAUCGGCUUACAUAUUGCGUUGGGCUGCUGCAUCAUAUCAUCCGUCCUCUUUACUGUGUAUUGUAUACGUAUACCCAGUUUGCUCGCCUUUUCCUCUUCUUACUCAUUCCCAGUUCGCGCUGUUACGAAGCUAUUUUGGCAGUCUACGGGGACUUUUGUCAGGAACACUAGCCGGGACACUCCUCAAUACUCGUUACCUUCUAUCAUCUACAUUUCUUCGUAUUGCAUCCUACAUGGAUCCGACAUCUACCACACUCAUUCGAUUCUUCUUCUAUUACCCAGGGCUGUGCUAUAUCGUCUUCUCGCUUCUACUAUCGUUGGGUAGUGUACGCUUGGAAUGAAAGGGAUAUUGUCAACUUUACCCGGACCCGAGGAUUAUCUACUAAUUAUGUACACCACCAAAACCGGCCCAUGUCGUACAGAUAUGUGCUACUUUAUAUAUAUCCCAUAAACUCAAUAUAUCGUGAACAUAUGUUGACCA